This is a messenger RNA of Limulus polyphemus (Atlantic horseshoe crab), 552 nucleotides long. Its product is annotated as extensin-like. The record is from RefSeq and is a predicted model, not a curated record. Bases 1 to 552 code for a protein of 183 amino acids. The transcript has a single exon. Lineage: Eukaryota; Metazoa; Arthropoda; Merostomata; Xiphosura; Limulidae.
AUGCGGCUCCCUGAUGGGUCAGUGAAGGGAUCAUAUGGUUAUCUGGACCAGAAUAACCAGCCAAGAAUAGUAAGGUAUUUAGCUGGCAAGGAAGGUUUUGUAGCCGAGGGAGACGUGGGGCCUGUGGACUCACCGCCCCCUGCCCCCAAACCCAUUCCACAUCAUUUGGUUGCCAAUAAGCCUCGUCAGUAUCUUCCUCCACAACAGCGUGUUGCCAGUCAACCACCUCGUUACCUUCCUCCACAACAGCGUGUUGCCAGUCAACCACCUCGUUACCUUCCUCCACAACAGCGUGUUGCCAGUCAACCACCUCGUUACGUUCCUCCACAGCAGCGUGUUGCCAGUCAACCACCUCGUUACCUUCCUCCACAGCAGAGUGUUGCCAGUCAGCCACCUCGUCACGCUCCUCAGCAGCAAGUUGUACGUCCCGUCCUUCAACGUGAUUUCGUUCCGGAACCUCAGUUUCAUCUGGAGUCCCCUGAAGAUCUUGGCCCACCUUUCAUCGAUACCUCUCUUCUCUCAUACAACAUCGGUACCAAACAAAGGACAUAG